Messenger RNA from Echinops telfairi (small Madagascar hedgehog), 5736 nucleotides. RefSeq names its product focadhesin (gene FOCAD). The transcript has 43 exons. Gene Ontology annotation, biological process: regulation of post-transcriptional gene silencing. NCBI's taxonomy places the organism in Eukaryota, Metazoa, Chordata, Mammalia, Afrosoricida, Tenrecidae. The record is from RefSeq and is a predicted model, not a curated record. The coding region runs from base 29 to 5434 and encodes 1801 amino acids.
UACAUACAUACAUGUAAGAAAAGCAAAAAUGUCGGAUGAUAUCAGGAAAAGGUUUGAAUUUCCCAAUUCUCUUAUCCAAUCACAGGCUGUGGGCCAUCUUAUUGCCGCAGUCCUGAAGGAACAUGGGUCUUCAGAGAAGAUCCACCAGUCCACAAACCAGACUCCUGCUUUGAACUUGCUGUGGGAGAAGUGUUGCAGUGACAAUGGCGUGGUUCGAACAGCCUGCUGUGAGGGUUUGGUGGCACUUGUUGCUCAGGAUCAUGCGGAGUUCAGCUACGUUCUCAAUGGGAUACUGAACCUGAUUCCCUCAACCAGGAAUACCCAUGGCUUGAUAAAAACCAUUGUGAAAUUAUUACAGAUGCAAGCUCUUAAGGAAGGCCAUGGCGAGGAGAAGAAUGUUCAGGGGCUCUAUACUAUUAGAACUCGUCCUCACCCUUUGAUCACUGUACUUGAACAUAGACCCGACUGCUGGCCGGUUCUUCUGCAGCAGCUGACAGCAUUUUUCCAGCAAUGUCCUGAAAGGUCAGAGCUUCCUUGUAUCCAAAUAAUGGCACCAUUUCUCUGGUAUCUGUAUUGUGAACCAUCCCAGUUACAAGAAUAUGCUAAGCUUCGGCUAACCCUCCUGAAAGUCUUACUUCAGCCCCCGAUUCUUUGUGAGCAAGAACAGCCACCGGUAUUGGAACAGCAUAUACUUCAGCUGUGUUGCGACAUGGUUCCGUGCUUGCAGAUAAAAGAUUUGAUGCAGACAACUGAAGCGACGCUGUUUAUCGAGGAAGUCUAUUUAAGCCUUCUGCACCAUCCCGUCUUCUGGAAACUUCGGCUUUUGCAGAUGACCCUUCAGUUGCUGUGUGUCUGUGAAGUCAGCUUACAAAUAACUGGAGAAUGUUCGUCACUCAUUCACCUUUUAGAACGUGGGCUUGAACUUCUGAAGGAGGACUUUCCAGUUGAACUGGUUGUAAUUGGAAUAGCUUCACUUCUUCUCCAGACUCCAGCAAGUCAACAGAAGCCAAUCUUAAAUCUGGCUUUGAAGCUCCUCUCUUUUGCUGAGGGCCAGAAAAUCCCAAAGUCAUCCCUGAUGCUAGUAAUGCCAGUCCUGCAGAUUUUAUCCUCCACUGCCUUGGAAGACUGCAUAUUCGUGGAUGAAGAGGGCCCCUCAAGGCAGCAGCUGGCUCUAAACCUUUUGGAAAUGGUGCAGCAGGAAUGCUACCAAGAUGACCCCCUAAAGCUCCCCUACAAACUUGCAUUCCCGAUCACCAGCACGCUCGCUUCAACAGUGACAGCCUGGAGGCUGCUUGCGGUGAUGAGAGCAGAGGGUGCGGCCUGCGACUGGCUGGCGGCAGUGGAGUCGCUGCUUCCUCGCACGACAGCCAUCCCUGCACCUGCUCUCCUUUUGCUGGCUUAUCUUCUGAUCGAAGAUGAAGGACCGAAUCUUCGCCAGAUCCUGAAGGUCACGACUGAACUAGCCCAGGCAGAUCCGUCUCAGGUUCCAAAUCUGAUUCCAGUUUUGAUGUUUAAAUUAGGAAGACCUCUGGAUCCUGUAUUAUACAAUGAUAUCUUGUAUACGUUACCUACUCUUGGUGUUCACAAGGUGUGCGUAGGCCAAAUUCUACGAGUAAUACAACUGCUUGGGACCACGCAACAACUGAGAGCUGUCACUUUGCGCUUGUUGACAUCCUUGUGGGAAAAGCAGGAUCGUGUCUAUCCUGAACUGCAGAGGUUCAUGGCCCUGUCUGAUGUGCCUUCUCUGUCAGUGGGGAAGGAGAUUCAGUGGGAGAAGCUGAUCGCGAAAGCAGCAUCCAUCAGAGAUAUAUGUAAGCAAAGGCCAUACCAACAUGGUGCUGAUAUGUUGGCAGCUAUAUCUCAGGUGUUAAAUGAUUGCACUAAAUCUGAUCAAGCUACUCCUGCAGCUUUGGUGUUACAAGGUCUUCAUGCACUCUGUCAAGCCGAGGUUGUUUGCAUUCGCUCGACUUGGAACGCUCUCUCCCCAAAGCUGAGCUGUGACACCAGACCCCUCAUUGUGAAGACCCUCAGUGAACUGUUUUCUCUGGUUCCCUCCUUGACAGUCAAUACAGUUGAAUAUGAGAAUUUUAAGAUUCAAGCCCUCAGCUUCCUCUGGAAUCACACUCAAAACAAGGACCCAGUUGUAGCACAUGCCGCAUAUAAGUCUUUGUCGAACUUUCGGGCAGGGGAACACACCAUUCUUCAUCUGCCUGAAAAGAUCAGACCAGAAACCCCGGUAUCUGAUGAGCUGGAUGAAGAGGAUGAGGGUGAUGAGAAGGAUGUCGACCUUUCAGUUCCCGGCUAUUGCUAUCUCAAACUGCUGCCACUUACUGCUCCCUCGGUUCUCCCAGCUUUGGAGGAAUUUUUUACGUCACUUGUGAAGCAAGAAAUGGUGAAUAUGCCCCGCGGGGUGUACCACUCGGCUUUAAGAGGAGGCGUCCGUGCAGAUCAGGGAAAGACCAUUGCAGGAAUCCCUAAUUUUAUGUUGAAAAUGUAUGAAACCAACAAACAACCAGGAUUGAAACCUGGCCUUGCAGGUGGUAUGUUGUUUUGUUAUGAUGUCUCGAUGUAUCAGGGUAAAGAUGGCAAACCGUUGAAUAGAUUGAUGGCCAGUAGAGGGCGAAGUUUCAAGCAGACUUCCCUUGCUCUAGUACAUGAGGUCCACAUUCAGCUCUUGGAGUGGCACCACGCCCUGUUUCUGCCGCAGGCCUGGCUUGCAUAUAUGAGCCGAGCGUAUCCUGCCGUCCUCCAGGGCAGGAUAGCAGAGCUGGAGUUGCAGUUAAAACACGGGAAAGAAGGACCAGAGGAGGUGCAGUACAAGAGAAGCACAGCCUGGCUCUGGGUCAGAGACAUGCUGACCGAUGAGAUCACCAAGGCAGCUGUGAAGGACAGCCCCGUGGUCAAAGGGAACGCGCUGUUGGCCUUAAGCAGCCUCGCUGUCAUUGUGUCCAAACACCAAGCCAGCCUCUCCUCGGAUGCUGAGGGGGCCCCGGAGAUUCACCCUAAUUUCCUUCCAUUGAAAGAGUGGGUUUCCAUGGUGCUUGACACCCUCCUGGUCAUCGUGGAUAGUCAUUACCAACCCAGAGGACAGCUCUUCACCUCGUUUUAUUAUAAAUCCUACUCCGGAGAACACACCGCUAGUGCCAUUGCCCGUUCCGCCGCCGCCACGGCUUUGUCUCUCCUCGUGCCAGUUUUCAUUACCUCCUGCAAAGAGAAGGUCGAGGAAAUCCUGAACACGCUGACUGCCAGGUUACCUGGGAAACCAAGCGCGGACGAGCCCCAAGCCGUGCAGAUCCACAUGGGCCUGGCUUUGGGGAUGUUUCUCUCGCGUCUGUGUGAAGAGAAACUCAGUGAUGUAUCUGGCCAGCAGAUGAACCUUCUUCUAAUGAAGUCUUUGGACGCUCUGGAAAAGUGCUGCUUCGACACCGGUCUCGAACACAACACGGGCUGCAUACUGGGAGUUGGCCUCACUCUAUCCUUCAUGAGCCACAGCAACCAAAUCGAGUCCCGGGUCCACGUGGCCGCAUCCCUGCGGAAGCUCUCAGCACACCUGGAUGACAGCGGGAGCCAGAGCCGAACGUUUCAGGAGGUUCUCGCCUAUACGGUCAGCUGUGUGUGCGCAUCAGCAUUCAGUGCUGGGAUUAUAGAGGCUGCCGAGGCGGAAGAUAUUAUGAACAAACUCCGGCUGUUAGCAGAGAACAACCAGCAGACGUCAGGUUUUGCGCUGGCCUUAGGAAACAUAGUCCAUGGUCUGUCUGUCUGUGGACACGGAAAAGCAGAAGACUUGGGCAACAAGCUGCUUCCUGCCUGGAUCAGACUUGCUCUCUCAGAGGGCACUCCCACGAUGCUUUGCCUGGCAGCUCUUAAUGGCAUGGUGGCCUUGGUAGGCUCUGAAGGGGAUGUCAUACAGCUGAAGUCAGAAGCCAUCCAGACCUCUCAGUUUCAAGGCCGACUGAAUGAAGUCAUCAGGACCUUAACUCAGGUCAUCAGUGUGUCUGGGGUGAUUGGUCUUCAGUCAAAUGCAAUCUGGCUUCUAGGACAUCUUCAUCUCUCUACUGUGUCAUCAAAUCAAAGUAGAACCUCUGUUCCAACGGACUAUAGCUAUUUGCCUGAAAGCAGUUUUAUCAGAGCAGCCAUCGGCUUCUUCAUUACAGGAGGCAAAAAAGGUCCCGAGUCCGUACCUCCUUCUCUUCUUAAGGUAGUGAUGAAGCCCAUAGCAGCUAUUGGAGCAAGUUACCAAUACCCGCCUGUGAAUUGGGCUGCACUCCUCUCUCCACUGAUGAGACUCAACUUUGGUGAAGAGAUUCAGCAGCUGGGCCUUGCAAUCAUGGCGACCCAGGCACAGUCGUCGCAGAAUGCAGCUGCCCUGCUGGGCCUGUGGGCGACGCCACCGCUAAUCCAGGGGCUGAGCCUGAAUACCAAGAAAUACCUCCUGGUGUCUGCACCUCUCUGGAUGAAACAUGUCGCUGAGGAACAGGUCCUGGCUUUUGUUGAAAACUUAAUGGUGGCAGUUUUUCAAGCCGCUCCUUCUGUUUCCGGUGCUGAGUUAUGCCAGACAGCCUUACAGGGUUUGAGCCAGGCCAUGAAACUUCCCAGCCCGACCCACCACCUCUGGAGUCUGCUCUGCGACACUGUGGGGAAGAUUUUUGACCUUCUGCCAAAUAAGAUUCAGAGAAAUGAUGUAGAGCUGUACAUCAGUGUGGCCAAAUGCCUCUCGGAAAUGACAGAUGAUGACGCCCGGCGAGUAGCCCAGAUUACUAAGAGCAACAUCGAAAAAGCCACCUUUGUCCAGCUGUACUUGAUCUCCCAAGGCCGGCUCCCCUUGAUACACCUGACCGAUGUCCUCAUUGCGGCUGCGCAGCACCCGGAGAGGCAGACGCUGGCCUGGAUGAUCCUGCACAGCGUGUACCAGGCACGGAUUGGGAGCCACGCCAGCACGGGUGUGCUGAAAAGAAUGGAGUGGCUCUUGGAGAUGAUGGGUUAUAUCAGAAAUGUGGCUUACCAGUCGACAGCUGCUCAGAAUGUGGCCCCGGAAGAGGCUCUGGACUUCUGGUUGCUGAUAUUCGCAGCAACAGUGAUUGCAUGGGCAGACCACGGGGCCCCUCUCCUUCUUGGCCUCAGUGCCAGCUGGCUGCCAUGGCACGUUGGCUCAGCUGGGUCAGCACCCAGCCUCCUGGGCAGGAGUCCCAUGCACAGGGUCACGCUGGAGGAGGUGCACACUCUGCUUCCCAGCAGCAUGCUUCUUCUGCUGCAGAAGGAGCCCUGGAAGGAGCAGACACAGAAGUUCAUCGACUGGCUGUUCAACAUCAUGGAAACCCCUGCAGAAACCCUUUCAGCAAAAUCCAGGGAUCUGUUAAAAGCUGCCCUCCUGUCACUGAGAGUUCUCCCGGAGUUUAAGAAGAAAGCCGUGUGGAGCAGAGCAUAUGGGUGGUGACUGCGUGUGCAGCGCCAGCGUCCUUCUCAUCUGGGUGAGCAAAGCCCUCUUAGCGAUGGAAGGCCUGUUUCCAGGAGUGUCGUCGGAGAACGGACAUGCAGCGUUAGGAGUGGCCACCAUCACCACUUGAUCUGUGCCACCAGAAGAAGGGCACGACUUCACUUCCAGGCCAGUGGAGACUGACUGGGAACUUGAGUUUUCUCUUACUGGGCUACAGUCCAACCAGGAACUUUUCGUUAUGAAAACUUGAUUAUUAAUAUAACUGCCUGCCCUGCUAAAUUCCAGUAAAAUUAUCUGGCAAA